CUUCAUAGAGACCAUGGCCAAGUGGACCGUCGCGGAGGCCAAGUCUGAUGCCGUCAGCAAGAGAAUGCUGCUGGAACAUCUGCAGUCGAACGCGGAGAACGCCUGGCUGGACCAGCGGAAGCUGGUUGGCCAGCCGACCGCCGUGCUGAAGCGCGUCACGAAGGAUGCGCUCGUGCAGGCGUACGAGGAGCUCUCCUCGGGCAGCGGCGGCGAGGCGGCCGCGCCCAGCGGCAGCUUCAAAUUCGCCGCGUCGCCCCCCUCGGGCGGCGCGUCCGGCGGCACCUUCAAGUUCGAAGCGCCGCCGAGCGGCGGCAGCGCCGGCUCUCCCGCCUUCGCUUUCAGCGCGCCGCAGGAAGCGUCGGCGCGCGCCGACCCGUUCGCCUUCAACUUUUCGUCGGCGGCGGGCACGCCGAUUGCUGGCGACGCCGUUGCUCUCGAGGCGAGCGACGCCUUGCAGAAGGAUAAGGCUCAGCGCGACUUGAGCGCGGCGCAGCGGCGCGACGCGACGUUGGCGGGCCUGCCUGCGGCGGUGCGCGGGCGGGUCGAGGCGCUGGAGAAGCUUCAGGAGGAGAGCGACGCGGUGCAGCGCGACUUCGACGCGAAGCUCGCGGCUCUGCGGAUGGAGUGCGAGCAAAAGAAGGCGCCGCUCUUCAAGUCGCGCGCCGAGGCCGUCGGCGGCGACGGCGUGCCCGACUUUUGGCUGACCUGCUUGCGGAACCACAUGAUGCUCUCCGAGGAGAUCCAAAAGGCGGACGAGCCCGUCCUCAAGCACCUCCAGGACAUCAAGUGCUCGUCCACCCUCGGCCCGGGCAAGCCCGGCUUCCAGCUCGCCUUUCUUUUCGGGCCGAACCCGCACUUUGAGAAUGAGACCCUCACAAAGACCUACCUGCUCGACCCGACUGACGAGGACGAGGUGCUCGAACGUGCGCUCGGCACCGACAUCAAGUGGAAGGAGGGGAUGGACGUGACCGUGCGGAUGGUGGAGAAGCGGCAGAAGAAGAAGGGCAAGGUGCGCACCAUCAAGGUCGAGGAGCCGACCGACUCCUUCUUCAACUUCUUUGACCCGCCAGAGAUCCCGGAGGACGACGAGGAGAUGGAAGAG
This is a messenger RNA of Emiliania huxleyi CCMP1516, 1102 nucleotides long. RefSeq lists its product as hypothetical. Gene Ontology annotation, cellular component: nucleus; chromatin. The annotation marks the transcript as partial. The transcript is spliced from 5 exons. Gene Ontology annotation, molecular function: histone binding; chromatin binding. Gene Ontology annotation, biological process: nucleosome assembly. The record is from RefSeq and is a predicted model, not a curated record. NCBI's taxonomy places the organism in Eukaryota, Haptophyta, Isochrysidales, Noelaerhabdaceae.